Periconia digitata is the source of this 669-nucleotide messenger RNA. The record is from the annotation of a GenBank genome assembly. Lineage: Eukaryota; Fungi; Ascomycota; Dothideomycetes; Pleosporales; Periconiaceae.
CGUAUGCACGUGAUAGUGCGAAGGUGGGGUGCAGGAUCUUAUCAGAUCAUCGCAAAUUUUGGGAAACAACCCCCGCUUUGCCCGCGAAAGGUUAUAGGACGGACAACUAAUUUUCGACCAUCGCCACUUCCGCAUUCGAUUUUCCAAAGACGACUCUUAUCCCAGUCAAUAUAUCUUGGAGCAAAAAUGGCUGUUUCAGAGACCACCGGACAGGACAAUCAAGUGCAGACACUUCGUAAAAUUCUCACAUCCGAACAGGAACCACUUGCUCGCCGCUUUCGAGCGCUGUUCUCUCUCAAAUAUGUUGCCUCGCUGAACCCUCCGACAGAGCAUACCGUGCCUGCGAUCGAGGCGAUUGCGGCUGCUUUCACGUCGCCAUCUGCGCUGCUGAAGCACGAGCUUGCGUACUGCCUGGGACAGUCCCGCAACGAUGCGGCAGUGAGCCCACUCCGCCAGGUUUUGGAAGAUAAGGCCGAGGACACUAUGUGUAGACACGAGGCGGCAGAAGCUCUUGGGGCGCUGGGUGACAAAGGUAGCCUUCCAUUGCUGAAGGAGCUGAGGGACAGUGCACAAGAGCCCGCCGAAGUACGAGAGACGUGCCAGAUCGCUGUCGACAGAAUAGAGUGGGAGCACAGCCAACAAAAGCAGGAAAAACUGAAGCAGAGGUAA